Laccaria bicolor S238N-H82 is the source of this 165-nucleotide messenger RNA. RefSeq lists its product as uncharacterized. Bases 1 to 165 code for a protein of 54 amino acids. Lineage: Eukaryota; Fungi; Basidiomycota; Agaricomycetes; Agaricales; Hydnangiaceae. The record is from RefSeq and is a predicted model, not a curated record. The transcript has 2 exons.
AUGGCGAGCAUGGGCGGUGACAUGGAUCUCAAGAAGGAUGAUGAUUGGCUUGUGAAGGAUGGGCGGCACAUCAGAACAGCUGUUUGGACAUCGGACCAUAAGAACCAACUUCUACGCCAACAAAUCAAUGUUCAUGGGAGAGGGAUGGCCUAUGUUCAUGAGUAG